Messenger RNA from Amoebophrya sp. A120, 208 nucleotides. Lineage: Eukaryota; Dinophyceae; Syndiniales; Amoebophryaceae. The record is from the annotation of a GenBank genome assembly.
AUGGCGGUAGCGAAGUCUAGUAGUACUUCAACUUCGAGCAGCAACGAAACAACGAGAAUCACCUACACGGCCGGUUUCCUCAACCCGCCGCACAACACCAUUGAGGCGAGGUACGAAUUCGAGCAAUUCCGCCUGAAAAUCGCGGAAAUGUUCCUCUACGGGCCGCUCCAAGUCGGGACGAAUCACGCAAGAUUUCAGAACCUAACCG